Messenger RNA from Acromyrmex echinatior (Panamanian leafcutter ant), 678 nucleotides. RefSeq lists its product as uncharacterized. The record is from RefSeq and is a predicted model, not a curated record. Lineage: Eukaryota; Metazoa; Arthropoda; Insecta; Hymenoptera; Formicidae.
AUGCUCGACCAUUCUCCAGGAUGGUCUUCGCAAAGGAAGCCCCCAAGCACCUAUCGUUCAAAAGACACUGCUCGGCUGGAUCCUAUCGGGAGGCAAGUAACCAACUCAGCACAGCGCCACUCGCUUCAGUGCACCGCAGAUCAUGAGCUAGCCGAACUUGUGCACCGCUUCUGGGAGCAGGAACGAGAGGUGCCCACUCCCGUCGCACUCACGUCAAAAGAGCAGCUAUGUGAAGACAUUUUCGCGCUGCAGCACCAACGCACUGCCGAAGGACGAUACAUAGUGCGACUACCUUUUGCAUCUCCGCCGACGACGCUGUUUGAGACGCGAAGAUCUGCUGAACGACUCUUAAUCGCCAUGGAGCGACGCUGUGAGAAAGACGCACGAUUUGGCGAUCUCUACCGAGCCUUCCUGAAGGAAUACGAGGACCAAGGUCACAUGGAAUUGGCGCAAGAACCUUCGAAUUCUGGCGAAGAUCGGUGCUACCUUCCACAUCACGGCGUCCUUCGAGAAUCCAGCACCACUACGAAACUCAGGAGCAUCACUACGAAGCUCAGGGUCGUCUUCAACGGAUCGCAGUGUACAAGGUCCGGUGAGUCACUCAAUACUCAUCUGCUAACUUGCUGCCACCCCUCGCGAACGUACUUCUGCGGUGGCGAUGGCAUCGAUACGCGCUAG